Messenger RNA from Daldinia caldariorum, 1533 nucleotides. Its product is annotated as velvet factor-domain-containing protein. Bases 1 to 1533 code for a protein of 510 amino acids. Lineage: Eukaryota; Fungi; Ascomycota; Sordariomycetes; Xylariales; Hypoxylaceae. The record is from RefSeq and is a predicted model, not a curated record. The transcript is spliced from 3 exons.
AUGCUUCCUAUUCAGCCCGAGUCUAAUCUGGUGAAUGUCAUAAUUCCUCAGGCGGAAACCAAAAUGUGUGCUCGCGAGCAUCGCAUUACGAGAGGUGGUCGACAUUUAUGGUACCAAUUGGAAGUUUUACAGCAGCCCGAACGUGCGAGAGCAUGUGGCUCCGGACCCAAGUCUUCUGCCGACCGUCGACCAGUCGAUCCACCUCCGGUUGUGACUUUAAGGGUUUUUGAAGGAGAGCAUUUCGAAGGUGCUAGGGAUAUCACAUUCGACUACAAUGUCGACUUUUUCUGUUACGCUUCACUUGAGCACGCUCGUCCUAUGGCCCACGGCAGAGUGCAGACCCCUGCAGCUACGUCGCCUCCCGUACUUACUGGAUUUCCUGUGUCAGGAUGUUGUUACCUCGACCGACCCGACCCAGCUGGAUAUUUCUUAUUCCCAGAUCUUUCAGUCCGUCACGAAGGCCGCUACCGCUUGGUUUUCAGUUUGUACGAGUUGAUUAAGGAGGAGCAAGACCAGGACCGAGACGCACCUCUUCAGGACCCCGAUGAUGGCAUGUCAGAUCUUAGCGCAGGGAAUGCCAACCACCGAAUGGACCUUAGGUCAACCGACUUUAUCGUUUAUAGUGCGAAGAAAUUCCCUGGAUUAACCGAGAGUACCUCGUUGAGUCGUACGGUUGCUGAGCAAGGCUGCCGGGUUCGAAUUCGACGAGAUGUACGUAUGAGACGUCGCGACACCAAAGCAUCUGCCGCUAGCGAAUAUGAAAACAAUGCGGAAGAAGAGUAUGCCCGACGCCAGAGACACAGAACACAGACACCGGAGGCCUACCGUGCUCGAUCCAUGAGUAACUCCAGUAUGGAUCGGGCCUCGUAUGCACCUGAGCAUCCACGACGCCCUUCCAAUGCUGAAUACGGUCCACCGCCGUUGUAUCAAAGUGGCCAAGCUCCUUCGAAUAUGCUGAAUUUUGGACACGGUGGAAAUGGGGGUUUCGCCCAACCUUAUGGACCUACGCCAUCUUCUAGCCAAUCGACUCCUGUGUCUCCUGCAGCAUCGAUAUUUCCUCAAAAUGCCAAUUUCCCACCACCGCCGCCGUCGCCCAGUUAUGCACCUCCCGGCUAUCCUCAUUAUGAAUCCCCAGUUAGUGAUCAGGAUCUUAGGAGAAGAUCUUCUUCCAGUUACUCCACGAUCUCUGUCAAACCAGCAGCCCCUUAUCCUAUCUCGCGAGCACCUGCUAGGCCACUUACUUCCUCGUCCGUGGGACCCAUACCUCCGCUAUCUUCAAUAAUUGCAAGCCCGAAGAUGGCCCCGAAUUAUUAUCCCGAUCGUUCCGGCUCGAUAUCAGCACUUCCUAGACCGACGUAUCCCCACAUUGAAUCUCGGCCUGUGAAGCGCUCUAUUGACGAACUUUCAACCAAUUCUCAACAGGGCCGUAAUGUCAACGGCGACCGUCCCACAAUAGACUAUGCCGGGGUACCGUUCUACAGGCGGGCCGACGGCUCACAACGACUAGCCGCUUUCCCCGAUUCCAUGGCGUAA